This is a messenger RNA of Cyphellophora europaea CBS 101466, 618 nucleotides long. RefSeq lists its product as uncharacterized. Bases 1 to 618 code for a protein of 205 amino acids. The record is from RefSeq and is a predicted model, not a curated record. Lineage: Eukaryota; Fungi; Ascomycota; Eurotiomycetes; Chaetothyriales; Cyphellophoraceae. The transcript has a single exon.
AUGCACACCCCGCGCACCGGUGAGGAAACACCUAAGACUCCCAGAACCCAGAAGUGCUAUCUGGAGGAUCCGAUGGAGGAGUCGCCUAUCAAGCAGCCAAUGAUCGACGGCAGGGAACAUGAGCUGGUUCACCGAUUCGCCAACGAUAAGUGCCUCAGGAUCAACGCAAGCAAGACCUUGAGCGAGUCCGGAUCUCAGAGCGACUCAGAUGACGAGGCGCAUGCUGAGUUGCCGCAACCACCAGAGUAUUGGAGAAAGGACACGGAGGAUUGGGUUCUCAAAGGCUUUGCUGAAGCUCGAUCUGAGUUGGUCGAAGAUGAGCGCGAUGAGGGUUUGGUAUACGACGACAUCAACCCCUACCAGGCCGACAUUCAGAGCAAGGAUACUAUUCCUGCGAAGCAGAACAGCACCGCCAAGGACAACACAUCCGACCGGGUCAGCGGCACUGCCUUCGUGCGCCAAGCCAGAGAAAAUGCCGAAGUGCGAGCGGUGAUGGCUGGAGUAUGUCAUUCGCUAGAGAACCCUGAACCUCUGGUGCCGCAAGAUUGGAACGAGCGGUUGGUUGAAAAACGUGUGCGGCGAGGAUGUCAGCUGAUUCUUCGUCGGCAAGGACGCUGA